AUGCAGCAACCGACUUGCAUACCAAAAGGGUUGGAAGCGCUCAUAUUUUCCAUCUACUUUUCUGCCGUAGGAAGCCUUUCGGAAGACGAAUGCUGGGAAACGUUUGGCAGUCCGAAGAGCGAUCUCACCGAUACUUAUAAAUUUGCGACCGAACAAGCGCUGGCACGAGCCAAGUUCCUCGAAACCGACGAAUUGAUUGUAUUGCAGGCUUUCGUCAUAUUUCUGAUGAGUCUGCGAAAUCAUUGCAGCAUCCGACUCAUGUGGAGCCUUACUGCUCUGGCAGUUCGUCUUGCUCAGAAUGCUGGCAUCCACCGCGACGGCAGUCACUUUAAUCUGUCUCCAUUUACGGUGGAAAUGAGGCGAAGGCUGUGGUGGAGCAUUUGUGUUCUGGAUUCUCGUGCCUGUGAAGAUUCUGGCCACGAUGCUACGCUUCCUCAUAGUGGCGCUGAUACUUUGAUACCGCUCAACAUCAACGAUUCGGACAUGACUGUGCAAAUGAAGGAGUCUCCUCAACCUAGAGUUGGUCUGACGGAAAUGAGUUUCAGUAUUGUUCGAUUUGAAGCAACAUCUCUAUUUCGGCGACUCCAGUACAAUCCAACUAGGUGCCUGGGUCACAAUAAUGAAGAGCAAGAUCUUGCAGAAAAGAUGAAGCAGAUUUCCGAAACCCAAACGCGACUCCAAAAUCUUUACUUAAAACACUGCGAUCUAUCAGAUCCUUUCCUGUGGUAUAUCUAUACUAUUGCGCAAAUUGUCUUCACAAAAAUGCAGCUUGUUGCGCAUCAUCCAUCUUUGCGUCGUGCUGGCUACACAGAGUUGCCCAAAGAAACGCAGGAAUACUUAUUCACCUCCUCUAUCAUGAUUCUUGAGUAUUGGCUAGCCUUGAACACAGAAAAGAAGACUCAGAAAUGGAGAUGGCUAUGCGAGACAUAUAUUCAAUGGUAUGCACUUGCGUUUCUGCUUUCCGCUUUAUGCGUUCGGCCAGAGAGCGAAGAAGUAGAGAGGGCGUGGAAUGCGGUUGAUGCCACUCUCCAAUUGGGUCUCAAGCUCUCGAAUAUUGCUCAAAAGACAACCGGGAUCAAUCCGAGUGGCGUGUCAGAUAUUGACGAAUUCUUUUGCGAUGCAUAUAAGCCUUUGCACAGGCUGAUUAAAAAAGCCCGUGCAGCUAGAUCUCGGACUUCUCCCCCCAAAGAAAACGCUGCUCAGCCACCCCAGGCAGAAAUAACAAAUAUGGCACCACAAGAUGGGCCAGGAACAGCAAUUGGAGGAGUCGAAGGCAAUAGUUUAAUGAUGGAGAAUUUCUCUGAUGCCUCGCUACUCCAUGGCUUCGGUUCAUCAGGGUAUUCUGUACCCCAAGAGAUACCAGACCUCUAUUACCCAUGGAUCUACAAUUUUGAAUUCCCCGGCGAAGGCUAUAAUACUAGCUCAGGGAGCAUAAAUUAA
Trichoderma gamsii is the source of this 1440-nucleotide messenger RNA. RefSeq names its product fungal specific transcription factor domain-containing protein. Gene Ontology annotation, molecular function: zinc ion binding; DNA binding. Lineage: Eukaryota; Fungi; Ascomycota; Sordariomycetes; Hypocreales; Hypocreaceae. Bases 1 to 1440 code for a protein of 479 amino acids. The transcript has a single exon. The record is from RefSeq and is a predicted model, not a curated record. Gene Ontology annotation, biological process: DNA-templated transcription.